Molecule: messenger RNA, 492 nt
Organism: Rotaria sordida
Lineage: Eukaryota; Metazoa; Rotifera; Eurotatoria; Philodinida; Philodinidae
Source: the annotation of a GenBank genome assembly
AUGUCAACAAAUAUGAAACAAUAUCUUGAAUUAGAACCAUUUAUUUGUGAUAUUCUUUAUAAAUUUAAUGAAACAUCAUAUUCAUCAUGUCUUGCUUUAAUGUCUCAAUUUGAACCUAUAUUUGCAUUAGAUCAAUAUUUAGCAUCUCAUUUACGUAGAUUAUAUUAUGAAAUACGUUAUAGAAUAAUUGUUAUAUAUUUUUUACCGUAUAAAAAUGGAAGUAUGACAGUUAUGGCACGUCAAUUAAAUAGAACAAUUGAUAUAUUUGAAGAUGAAUUUGUUCAUUUAAUUCGUUUAGGAAAAAUAAAAGCACGUAUUGAUUCAAAAAAUAAAAUUUUAUAUGUUGCUGAUACUGAUCAACCUAUAAUUAAAGCAAAUUUAAGUGUUAAAGAUGAUUCAAUAUCAACAUCAAUUCGUCUAUCAAAUAAUAAUAAUGUUUCUCGUCGACAAUUUGUAUCGAAUGUUCCUGGUAAUAUAAUGAAUGAUGGAUGA